UUAAUAAAAUAAUUAUUACAUUUUAAAUCGAAAUGGCAAUUAUAUUGGUUUUAUUAUUUUUAUAUUUUAUUGAGAGUGUUCUUUUAUCAUCAACUCAAAAUGAAAAAGACUUUUUUAAAGAAUAUGAUUUUUUUACGGAAGAACAGCGUAUAAGGCUGAAAGACAAAGCCAAAGAAAUGUUUUAUUUUGGUUACGAUAAUUAUAUGAAGUAUGCGUUUCCACUUGAUGAGCUUAAUCCAAUAUAUUGCAGAGGAAGAGGUCCUGAUUUGAAUAAUUUAGACAACAUUAAUAUCAAUGAUGUGUUGGGUGGAUACUCAUUGACUUUAAUAGAUGCACUUGAUAUGCUUGCAAUUGUAGGCAACCAGUCAGAGUUCAAAAGUGCUGUCAAAUUAGUUUUAUCUCAUGUCAGUUUUGAUCAAGACAAUGUUGUGCAAGUAUUUGAAGCUACUAUAAGAGUAUUAGGAGGUCUUCUUUCUGCUCAUCUCUUGAUUACUGAUCCAGAUGAGCCAUUUGGAAAACUGAAGCCAUUAGAUUAUGAUAACGAUUUAUUAACAUUAGCUCAUGAUUUAGCGAAUCGUCUACUACCUGCAUUUGAUUCUACUAACACUGGUGUCCCUUGGCCUAGAGUUAAUCUCAAAUAUGGAAUUCCCCCAUCUACUUCAACAAUGACUUGUACAGCAGGUGCUGGUACAUUGUUAGUUGAGUUUGGAAUUCUUAGCAAGUUGCUCGAUGAUCCUAUAUAUGAGCAAGUAGCGCGAAGAGCAUUGAACUCUCUUUGGAAGCAGCGUUCCAAUGAAACUGGAUUGUUUGGAAAUGUGUUUGAUGUCCAAAGUGGAGAGUGGAUUGGUAAAAUGAGUGGCAUAGGAGCUGGCAUUGAUUCAUUUUAUGAGUAUUUACUUAAAAGCUAUAUUUUGUUUGGAGAAAAAGGAGACUUGGCAAAGUUCAACAGUGUGUAUAAAGAUGUGCGGAAACACCUUCGGAAGGGACGAACCUCUUGUAACAAUGGUACUGGUGAAACACCAUUACACGUCAAUGUUCACAUGUUAACUGGUGAAAUCUUUAACACUUGGAUUGAUUCAUUGCAGGCUGCUUUUACUGGUGUUCAGGUGUUGUAUGGUGAUAUUGAUGAAGCAAUAUGCAGUCAUGCAGUAUUCUAUGGAAUUUGGCAGCGUUAUGGUGCACUUCCUGAACGCUUUAACUGGAAACUGCGUGCUCCAGAUGUAAAAUUUUAUCCAUUGCGACCUGAGUUUAGUGAAUCGACUUAUCUUCUGUAUCAAGCUACAAAACAUCCGUUCUACUUACAUGUUGGGGCAAAAAUAAUGGAGAGUCUAGAAACACAUGCAAAAGCGAUAUGCGGAUAUGCAACGCUGCAUAAUGUUGAAACCAAAACACUAGAGGAUAGAAUGGAAAGCUUUUUUUUAAGUGAAACAAUGAAGUAUUUAUAUUUGCUAUUUGAUUUUGAAAAUCCAGUGAACCGACGUGCCUCUGAUUGGUUAUUUUCAACUGAAGGUCACAUUUUUCGAAUAGAUGAGCAAUAUCGUGCUUCGAGUUGGGAUAAAUUUGUUUCAAAAGAUUCACCACCUCAAAGUUCAGCAAAAAAAAUAAAAAAUAAUACUUAUUCUUCUGUUUGUGAAGCCUAUAACGACAAUAUAUAUUCAAAACUUCCAAUGAAAGACAAGUAUUUUGAUCAAAUACAAAGAUUGGUUGGUUUGAUUGACUAAUACUCGUCGUUUUCUGUUAUAUUAGCAAGCUCAAUUUUGCCAAAUUUAUCACUAAAUUGCCGUUUAUUUUCGUAUUUUUUAUAUGUUUUUUAAAUAAAUGGUACUUCAACUAA
Messenger RNA from Hydra vulgaris (swiftwater hydra), 1834 nucleotides. RefSeq names its product ER degradation-enhancing alpha-mannosidase-like protein 1. Lineage: Eukaryota; Metazoa; Cnidaria; Hydrozoa; Anthoathecata; Hydridae. Gene Ontology annotation, molecular function: mannosyl-oligosaccharide 1,2-alpha-mannosidase activity; calcium ion binding. Gene Ontology annotation, cellular component: endoplasmic reticulum; membrane. Gene Ontology annotation, biological process: endoplasmic reticulum mannose trimming; carbohydrate metabolic process; mannose trimming involved in glycoprotein ERAD pathway. The record is from RefSeq and is a predicted model, not a curated record.